Molecule: messenger RNA, 186 nt
Organism: Prunus armeniaca (apricot)
Lineage: Eukaryota; Viridiplantae; Streptophyta; Magnoliopsida; Rosales; Rosaceae
Source: the annotation of a GenBank genome assembly
AUGGAAACUCAGGACUUGAGGGAUUCUGAGAGUUUGCAGUUAGAUUCUGAUGUUGGUGAAGCUUUGAUUGAUGAUGUGUCUGCUUGUUAUAUAGAGGAUGGCUUCUUUGGUGGUAUAUGCCUAGAAGAAGUGGAGGGUUUUAUUUCCAUAAGCUUUCGUGAGGCAUUUACCUACAAGAUGUUCUGA